This is a messenger RNA of Anguilla rostrata (American eel), 2419 nucleotides long. It is a transcript of the gene coro2bb, whose product is annotated as coronin, actin binding protein, 2Bb. The record is from RefSeq and is a predicted model, not a curated record. The transcript is spliced from 12 exons. Bases 260 to 1702 code for a protein of 480 amino acids. NCBI's taxonomy places the organism in Eukaryota, Metazoa, Chordata, Actinopteri, Anguilliformes, Anguillidae. Gene Ontology annotation, molecular function: actin filament binding.
AUCCUGGCUGAGCUCUUCCUGUUGUGGUAACCACGCGCACUCAAUCUCUCACUGCAGCACUUGCUACAGCAGCGGCAGCGAUUGGCUUCUUCCUACCCUCCCUGCCUCUCUGUCUGCCUGCCUCUCUGUCUCUGCCUCUCUGCUUCACUCUCCCUCUCUCUCUCUCUCUCUCUGGCUGAAGGACCUGUGGUCAGCACAGCGGCUCACGCUCUCUCUGCACGAAGGGGACACCGGCCGGAUCCUCCCUCAGAGUUUCUGCAUGACUGUCACAAAGAUGUCAUGGCGUCCGACAUACCGAAGCUCAAAGUUUCGAAAUGUGUACGGCAAAGUGGGCAGCAGGGAGCACUGCUUCGAUGGCAUCCCCAUCACCAAAAAUGUCCAUGACAACCACUUCUGUGCUGUUAAUGCCAAGUUCCUGGCCAUCGUCACAGAGAGUGCCGGUGGAGGGUCCUUCCUCGUCAUCCCCAUCACCCAGUCAGGUCGAAUCGAGCCCCAUCACCCUAAAGUGUGCGGCCACCAAGGCAAUGUCCUGGACAUCAAGUGGAACCCAUUCAUCGACAACAUCAUAGCCUCCUGCUCCGAGGAUUCUUCAGUGCGGAUAUGGGAGAUCCCGGAGGGCGGGCUGAAGCGGAACAUGUCCGAGGCGGUUCUGGAGCUGUACGGACACAGCCGGCGCGUGGGCCUGAUCGAGUGGCACCCCACCAGCAGCGGCAUCAUCUUCAGCGCCGGCUACGACUACAAGAUCCUGAUUUGGAACCUGGAGAUUGGCGAGCCGGUGAAGAUGAUUGACUGCCACUCGGACGUUGUCAUCUGCAUGUCCUUUAACACCGACGGCAGCCUGCUGGCCACCACCUGCAAGGACAAGAAGCUGCGCGUGAUUGAGCCGCGGUCCGGCAGGGUGUUGCAGGAAGCGAACUGUAAGAACCACAAGGUGAACAGAGUUGUGUUUUUGGGCAACAUGAAGCGUUUGCUGACAACAGGGGUGUCACGAUGGAACACCAGACAGAUUGCACUGUGGGAUCAGGAGGACCUCUCUAUGCCCAUCAUAGAGGAGGAGAUUGAUGGGCUCUCUGGGCUUCUCUUCCCCUUCUAUGAUGCGGACACACACAUGCUCUACCUGGCAGGCAAGGGAGAUGGGAAUAUCCGAUACUAUGAGAUCAGCACGGAGAAGCCCUACCUGCAGUACCUGAUGGAAUUCAGGUCCCCAGCCCCACAGAAGGGACUCGGAGUGAUGCCAAAGCACGGCCUGGACGUGGGCGCUUGCGAGGUCUUCCGAUUCUACAAGCUGGUAACGCUGAAGGGGCUGAUCGAGCCCAUCUCCAUGAUUGUGCCGAGGCGGUCAGAGACGUACCAGGAGGACAUCUACCCAAUGACUCCAGGCAAGGAGCCGGCGCUCACUGCCGAUGAGUGGCUGAGCGGGAUCAACAGAGACCCCGUGCUCAUGUCCUUAAAGGAGGGCUACCAGCGGUCCACUCAGCUGGUCUUCAAAGCGCCGGUGAAGGAGAAGAAGAGCGUUGUGGUCAACGGCAUCGACCUGCUGGAGAACGUGCCGCCCAGGACAGAGAACGAGCUCCUGCGGAUGUUCUUCCGGCAGCAGGAUGAACUGCGGCGUCUGAAGGACGAGCUCGCACAGAAAGACGUUCGAAUCCGACAGCUGGAGCUGGAACUCAACAACCUGAAGAACGCCCCCAACAACAUGUGACCCCUGACCUUUCUCCCGCCCCCAAUCCCAAUCUCCUUACAACCUCCCACCACCACCCCACAGAGCCACGCGGACUCUAGAGGGAGACAGUCCACAGCAUUUCAAAUUCCCCUCCCCCCUCCAAAAAGAAAAAAAGUCUUGCUGAGCUUCCAUCACUGCCAAAACCAGCCGCACAUGCCCCCUCCCCCACAGCAACUGCCCACCCCCCACACGCGGCUGUAUCAACAAUGGCUGCCCUCAGCCACACGCAGAACCAAGAACAAAACUGUUCCCCUGCCCCUCGCUGCACCCCGGUCUGGUAGCCUGGCUCUUCAGCGCAAGCAGACACAGCCCACCAAAAUCCCUCUCUACAGGAGUGGAGUUUGCCAGCAGUUUGCUUAUGGGCAAGAGUGAGAACUGUGCUUAGCUGUGACAUCAGGGGAAUCAAAUGGCCUCUUCCACCUUCUUUUCUACCAAUGCAUUGACUGUGAAAAUGUUCACAAGUAUAAAUCUAGGUAUGUACAGUCAACUGGUGUACAACUACUCCAGCUCAAUGAUGCAGGCAAUUCACCUGGUACUGUUAUUUUUUUCCUUCUCACACAUUUUUUGAAUAUUGAUUAUUUUAUUUAUUCCAUUGUGUUUAAAUGUUUGUUCUGUUCCUCGUCGAAUCCGCUCCCUAACUCCUUGUUCACAGUAAUACCAUUAGACACGUAGUCGAGAACAUGUACAGCGUCAGUG